AAUGAAUGAAAUUAAAUUUGUUGCUGUAAAAUUGCAUUACUAUUGUUAAUUAAUUGUAAUAAUUGAGACACUAUUUUUGUUACAAAUAUCUGAGAAAUGUGUGGCGGCCAUGGAUUCCACGUCAGCUUCAUCUUCUUCAUCAUCAUCUUCAUCUUCUUCUUCUUUCUUCCGCCACCGGCGAUGAUGGCCUGCUGCGCCUCUAUUUGCUCCUCCCUCCCAAAUCCACCUCUUCCUCUCAACCGCCGUUCCCUAAUUUUCCUCUCCACGGCGGCGCUGCCAUUAACUCCCUCCUCCUCCUCCUCCACCACCGCCGCCGCUCUGCCGGCGGUGGACACCACCGUCACCGACAGAGUAUUCCUCGACUUCAGCGUCUGCCCCUCCUACUUCGUGAACCGUACCCUCGGCCAGAGCGACCUCUCCCUCUGCCCGGACUCGGAGCUCCUCGGACGCGUCGUCCUCGGCCUCUACGGCAACCUCCUCCCCAUCACCGUCUCCAACUUCAAAUCCAUGUGCAACGGCUCCUGCGGCUCCACCUACAAGGGCACUCUCGUCCAGAAAAUAUUCCCCGGCCAGUUCUUCACCGCCGGCCGCCAGGGCCGCCGCGACAAAGGCGAGGUGAAGCCGCCGGCGCCGGCUCAGCUGACUCGGAACACCGAAACCGUCGACUCGAAAGCCUUCCUCCUGGAGCACUCCAGACCGGGUUUGCUUUCCCUCUGCUUGUCGGAAAACGACGACGACGACGACAUUAAACUCAGCCCCGAUUACCACAACGUCGAAUUCCUCGUCACCACCGGCCCCGGCCCCUGCCCGCAGCUCGACAGCCGAAACAUUGUGUUCGGAUCUGUGCUCCAAGGCCUGGAUGUAGUGACGGCCAUAGCUUCGAUUCCGACAUACAGGCCGGCGCAGCGGAUCCGGGACUACAACAAUCUUGCGCAGCUCCUCGGAGACGAAAGGGCGAAAACCGCCAGAGCCAUAUGGAAUCGACCUCUCAAGACUCUCUAUAUAAGUGACUGUGGAGAAGUUGAACUUCCAAAGUCUUCACUUUCCCCAACUCUGCCAUGAAAUCAUAACCACCUGUAACUCUCUUCUAAAUUUCUAAUUCUAUUCAUUAUACUAGUAUAUGAUUAUGAUCCACACAAAUUAAUUUUAAUCCCUUCUGUUGUAUUUAAUUUGUCUAGUAAUGGCCCAAUAAUAUAUAUAUGAUCUAUUUCAUUGCAGAA
Messenger RNA from Andrographis paniculata, 1220 nucleotides. RefSeq names its product peptidyl-prolyl cis-trans isomerase CYP28, chloroplastic. NCBI's taxonomy places the organism in Eukaryota, Viridiplantae, Streptophyta, Magnoliopsida, Lamiales, Acanthaceae. The record is from RefSeq and is a predicted model, not a curated record. The coding region runs from base 97 to 1062 and encodes 321 amino acids. Gene Ontology annotation, biological process: protein peptidyl-prolyl isomerization. Gene Ontology annotation, cellular component: chloroplast. Gene Ontology annotation, molecular function: peptidyl-prolyl cis-trans isomerase activity. The transcript is spliced from 2 exons.